AGCUCCCAUCGCCAUUGGACACUCAUCAUCUUCUCAAAGGAUAUUAUCAUCUCCUCCAACUCACUCCUUUGCCUUGCACACAGAGACAGACAGACAGACGGAAGAGGAACCAACCGCAAGGAAGAAACAAAGCUCCAAUGGCGGCAACAGUAGCUACCAUGGCCACUCUCAAUGUCAAGUGCCUCAAGGGCCCCAACCCCGUGAAGGUUCCCGGGAAGCCCGCCUCCCUCCUCUCCAUCCCUAACCUCCCGAAGGGUCUCGUGGCCCUCUCCGAGGCCAGGACCCCGGCGGAGCUCUGCCUCUCCGCUUCGGCCAUUGCGGGAGCAGUCUUCUCAACCCUCGCCGUGUCAGAGCCUGCGCUCGCCGCCCAGCAGAUUGCAGAGCUCGCCGAGGGAGGAGACAACCGGGGUCUCGCCCUCUUGCUGCCGAUCAUCCCAGCGAUCGCGUGGGUCCUCUUCAACAUCCUCCAGCCGGCCCUGAACCAGCUCAACCGGAUGCGGAGCUCCAAGGGCCUGAUCGUGGGGCUUGGGCUCGGGGCCGUAGGGGCAUCAGGGUUCAUGUUCAGCCCGAGUGCCGAGGCAGUCACGGGGCCCAUCUCGAUGAUCGCCGACGCCUCAGCCGGCGGGGACAACCGGGGACAGCUCCUGCUCUUUGUGGUGGCUCCGGCGAUCCUCUGGGUCCUCUACAACAUCUUGCAGCCCGCUCUGAACCAACUCAACAGGAUGAGGUCUCAGUGAUGAAGAAAGAGGGACGGCAGAGAAGGGACGACCGAUUGGUUUUGUAUUGAAAGUGCGAUGGCACAGAGACAACCUUGUAACUAUGCACUUUCUGUCAAUGAACUUUGUUAUUCUCCACCCUUUUUUGCUCUUUAUUACAGUGCAUUUUGUGCUUAACAUUAGGGUGUACAACUGUAUAAUAACCAAGAUAGGUAAUCAUUUAUGUAUAUUCUUGUUUCUCC
Punica granatum (pomegranate) is the source of this 958-nucleotide messenger RNA. The record is from RefSeq and is a predicted model, not a curated record. NCBI's taxonomy places the organism in Eukaryota, Viridiplantae, Streptophyta, Magnoliopsida, Myrtales, Lythraceae.